Molecule: messenger RNA, 1340 nt
Organism: Stylophora pistillata
Lineage: Eukaryota; Metazoa; Cnidaria; Anthozoa; Scleractinia; Pocilloporidae
Source: RefSeq, a predicted model, not a curated record
UCAGGUAAUUACUCAAUAUUAUUACUUGUAGUUGUUUGGUAAACCACUAAACUAACAAUUAGUUUCAACGUUCUCUUGUAAAGAAAACAAAAGCCUUCAGCGGACAUAAAGAUGAAUACCUGUCUCCAAUUAACUUCUCUUUUGCUUCUUGUCGCUGCAUUUCUCUCUGAUCACCAGGUGAACUGUAAGUGCAGCUCUUCCAUCGCCGACACAGAUUGGGCAGCUUGUCUUGUUGCAGAAAAUGGAGAGUGCCCCAACAAUUUCAUCAAACUUGACGAUGACGGCCAAUGUGCACCAGGUAGCUACAGGACCCCAAAAUGGAAGGACCGGGUGUGCUGCCUCAUGACUCCAAGUUUGGAAUUUAAGAUUAAGGAUUCACCAUGUCUAGCGGGAAGUCCAGCAAGUAAUGACGAGGCAAAGAAGACUCGUAAACAUCACUGAUUUUGUCAAAAAAAAAACCCUUACUUUAAUUUAUUUCAUUACCAAUAAAAACAGUUUUUGGAAAUUGUCGAACUACUAUCACAAUUUAAAAAAUAUCACUGCAGUACUAUGCAAAAGUAACGCAAACAAUAAUAGCUGAAUAUGUGGUCCUUUGUUUUUCCGAGAUAUCCCCAAUCUCAGUUUGUCUAGAAUUGACUUAUGUGGAAUCGACUUCCAGUUUGUAUUGAAAAUAACUACCUCCCCUACGGCUAUUGGGUCGAUUAGAAGUCAAUAAGGUUCUGCCGAUGGAAUCACUACACGUUUUGUAAUGCGUUAACGAAGCGACCCAUGCCGUAAGUGAAACGACCUGAGACGUUGGCGUAAGGUUCUAUAACGUUAGCGAAACGACCAAUUACUGGUUUUGGCAAAAUAACGCAAUAACGGUUUACCGGAGAGCACGCAACGAAUAAUCACAAUUGUCGAUCAGAAGUCGAUGAAGUUCUGCCAAUAGAAUCACUGAACGUUUUGUAAUACGUCAGGGAAGCGACCAAUGAGAGGAAAAUGAAACGACCUGAGGCGUUAGUGAAAUGUUACCGUUCUAACGAAACAACAACGGUAUAACGGAGAGCACACGACAGGUGACUCAUAAUCACAACGCCUUAUAUUAAUAUCACUCUUACGAAAUAUCGCUAGAGCAACUCAUCGUAGAGCAAGGAGAAGCCAUCGCCCACCUGUCGCUCAGGCGAUUUAUCGGCACAAUGAUGUUUGCGAGUAGCUUGCAGUCGAAACGUCGCGAUCCACAUCCAAAGUAACCACAUCAUGAGAGAAACGAUAACAUUUUUCUUUUGAAGCGUUAUUUACCACAACGAAUAACCACAAACUGUUUUACGAUAUGAUAUUUCAAGUUUCUUCCCCUUUAA